AUGGUAAAAAGAUGCUCAGCUCCGGACUGUCCGAUAAAUGCAGGACAAAAAAUUUAUAUGCCAUAUUUUCCCAAGGAUUCUAAGUACCGUGAAAUAUGGAAAAAAAGAGUUAAUCGAGGUCCAAAUUGGUCUCCUGGCAAGACUGGAGUUCUUUGUGAAUUUCAUUUUGAAGAAGAUCAAUUUGAACAAAUGAGAGUUGAUGGGAAGAAAAAAUUAAAAUCACAUGCUGUGCCUAGUAAAUUUGUAAGAAAGAAUCAGAGUAUUACUGAGCAUUCCUACGCAAUCAGUCGACAACCUUUUAGUGAUUUGACUAAUUCUAGAAACAGACCUGAUAAGCUAAAAGAAGAUUCAACGACAAUUCUCCAAUAUAAACUCCAUCUGCAAGAAUGUGGUAUUUCAUCUGCCUCAUUACAAUCAUCACCGGUCUUAUCAGAAUCGGUUGUAUCAUCGGUCUCACCAGAAUCGGUUCCAUCACCGGUCUCAACGUCUGAGACAUCUUCACUGCCAUCCACUUCAGCAACAUCUGUUUCAUCACCG
Molecule: messenger RNA, 537 nt
Organism: Cyphomyrmex costatus
Lineage: Eukaryota; Metazoa; Arthropoda; Insecta; Hymenoptera; Formicidae
Product: THAP domain-containing protein 4
Exons: 3
Molecular function (GO): sequence-specific DNA binding
Source: RefSeq, a predicted model, not a curated record